GUCCUGGAAGAUCCACGGUUGAAGCAUUGCCUGAAAACUGAUAGUAUAAACGAACCAAGCGAGGAUUCUGAUGCACCUGCGUUAAACAGUCCAAAUCCAAACUUUUGCCUGGCUAAGGCUGAUGUUGCGAAACGCAUAAUUGACUUUGCUCUACGAUUGAUGGACAUCGGCAGCAAACGCCUCACGGAAGAAGAACCGGAGCCAGAAGCCUCAAGUGAUACAUCAUCACUUCGAUACGGCAGCAUGUUCCAACUUUGUACUGACAGGGCCCUGCACGAAGCAUACAACCGUCCAGCCACAGAGCCUGCCAAACAGAAGUCAAAUGACCGCGAAGCCAUUGAAACUCUCAGUACACCACCCAAGGAAUACGCUACGGCGGCGUAUCUAUUCCGAUGGAUCAGUAGACUGCUGCCCGUGGCAACGGCCUUCUACACGAUGGACGACCACUGUACAGAAGCUGUUGAGUUGUCCUGCUGCCACGCUCGUGCGUACAGUUAUAUAGCAAUUUACGAGAGCGAUCCCACCCGACAGUGCUGCAUGCAAAAACGCCGCUCAGAUAUACUGGAAGCCCUCCUGGACCGGCUAAACCCCCAGCACUACAUGGCCCUGCGGCGUCAAAUCAUGUUCGACCUGGCCGAUGCCCUCAGCAUCCACAGUGCUGUCAAGAUCCAAAAGACGGGGGUAAGGUUGCCGUUUCGUCUUUUCUACAUUCUGCGGGGUCAAUUUGGCAAUACCAAUAUGCUGAUUAACAAAAUUUACAUGUUUACUACUUAA
Molecule: messenger RNA, 774 nt
Organism: Dibothriocephalus latus
Lineage: Eukaryota; Metazoa; Platyhelminthes; Cestoda; Diphyllobothriidea; Diphyllobothriidae
Source: the annotation of a GenBank genome assembly